Molecule: messenger RNA, 1134 nt
Organism: Oppiella nova
Lineage: Eukaryota; Metazoa; Arthropoda; Arachnida; Sarcoptiformes; Oppiidae
Source: the annotation of a GenBank genome assembly
AUGAACAGUGUCGGCCAUAUCAAUCACGGCUUAUGGACCCAUCCGCGUGAUGAAUCUCAUCGUUUUAAUGAGCUCAAUUACUGGACUGAUCUCGCUAAGACCUUGGAGCAAGAUUUAACCUUAAAAGAGUCGAUUCAACUGCCGAGUCAUGACCCAUCUACCCUGAUUUCCGCAAUGGCAGCGGUAACCCAAAACCUAGGUUUUGGUGUGACCGUAAACCUUAGUUAUGAAACACCGUACCAAUUCGCACGGCGCUUUGCGAGUUUAGAUCAUCUGACACAAGGUCGGAUUGGCUGGAAUAUUGUGACGGGUUUUGGGAAGGUUCUUGGGAAAAUGAUGCAGUACAAAAAGAUAAGCAAAAGCGUAUUUUUACUGAUCCUAAAAAAGUUCAUCAAAUUAACCAUCAAGGGCGCUUUUAUCAAAGCCAAGCGCACCCCUGUGCUCUUUCAAGCAGGCGCUUCACCACGCGGUUUAGCAUUCUCCACACGUCAUGCGGAAUGUGUCUUUAUUGGAGGUGAUCAACCUGCAAAAAUCAAACAACAAGUGGAUAAGAUUCGAGAAUUGGCUGUGCAGCAAGGCCGUAAUCCAGAAGAUAUUAAAAUCUUUGUGGGAAUCACAGUGGUUACAGCAGAAACAGAUGAAUUAGCUCAAGAGAAAUUAGCUGAAUAUGCCCGCUAUGCAAGUCCAGAAGCAGGUUUAGCACAUUUCUCAAGUUCAGUCGGUAUCGACCUAUCCAAAUAUGCUGAUGAUGAGGCCAUCCCAUAUCAACAAACCAAUAGUAUUGCUUCAGUCAAUAAUAAAUUUAAGGAAAACCAGAUCACGCCUAACGAUCUUAAAGCACAGCAUCAACUCGGUGGUCGUUAUCCACUGAUUGUUGGAAGUGGUAUUGAUGGCUUUAACCUAACGCGUACUGUUGCGCCUGAAUCACAUCAUGACUUUAUUCAUUUUGUUAUUCCUGAACUGCAACAACGUGGCAGAUUUAAAACCAAAUAUGAAAGUGGUUCUUUACGCAACAAAAUCUUUAAACAGGGUGAUCAUUUAACCCAACAACACCCUGCUGCUGAUUUUCGAUGUCAAAACUCAAAUUAUAACAACAGCAUCGAAACGGCAGAUCGGCAAAAGCAAACUGCCUAA